This is a messenger RNA of Octodon degus (degu), 945 nucleotides long. RefSeq names its product olfactory receptor 5G3-like. Gene Ontology annotation, biological process: G protein-coupled receptor signaling pathway; sensory perception of smell. Gene Ontology annotation, cellular component: membrane. The transcript has a single exon. Lineage: Eukaryota; Metazoa; Chordata; Mammalia; Rodentia; Octodontidae. The coding region runs from base 1 to 945 and encodes 314 amino acids. The record is from RefSeq and is a predicted model, not a curated record. Gene Ontology annotation, molecular function: olfactory receptor activity; odorant binding; G protein-coupled receptor activity.
AUGGAAGGGAAGAACCGGACAGCAGUCACGGAGUUUCUUUUCUUAGGCCUCACGGGUCAUCUCCAGCUGAAGAUCGCCCUUUUCUUAGUGCUUCUCCUUGUUUAUCUCCUCACGAUGGGAGGCAACUUGGGGAUGAUCACACUCAUACGGCUCGACCCCAGACUCCACACUCCUAUGUACUUUUUUCUUAGCCACUUGUCCUUUGUAGACUUCUGCUUCUCUUCUUCUGUCACCCCGAAGACCCUGCGUGAUACAUUUGCAGAGAAGAAAAGCAUCUCUUUUGUGGGCUGUGCUGCUCAGAUGUGGUUCUGUGCUGUCUUUGUGGCAGCGGAGUGCUUCCUGCUGUCGGCCAUGGCCUAUGAUCGGUACACAGCCGUGUGUAAGCCCUUGCUGUAUACAGUCAUCAUGUCCCAACGGGUCUGUGUGCAGCUGGUCAUAGGGCCUUAUGCCGUAGGUCUCAUUAGCGCCAUGACCCAUACCAUUUUGACUUUUUCCUUACCCUUCUGUGGUCCAAACAUAAUCAAUGACUUUUUCUGUGACAUUUACCCUUUGCUUACCUUGGCAUGUGCUAACACUGCGAAAAAUAAGCUGGUGCUUUUUGCCUUGGCUGGAGUUCUGGGAAUGCUCAGUUGUGUGAUCAUCACAGUGUCCUACGUGUGCAUCGCAGCGGCCAUCCUGAGGAUCCAGACUGCCCACGGGAGGCAGAAAGCCUUCUCCACGUGCACCUCUCACCUGACUGCAGUCUCCGUCUUGUUCGGGACUCUUUUCUUCAUCUAUAUCCGACCUAGCUCGAGCUCAUCUCUGGGCGUCAACAAAGUGAUUUCUGUGUUCUAUACCAUGGUCAUCCCUGGGUUGAAUCCCCUCAUCUACAGCUUGAGGAACAAAGAGGUGAAGGAGGCAUUCAAGAGGAAGGUGAAAGGGCAUCGCUCUCUGAUAGGUGGGUGA